This is a messenger RNA of Aplosporella prunicola CBS 121167, 2631 nucleotides long. RefSeq lists its product as uncharacterized. Lineage: Eukaryota; Fungi; Ascomycota; Dothideomycetes; Botryosphaeriales; Aplosporellaceae. Gene Ontology annotation, biological process: nitric oxide biosynthetic process; nitrate assimilation. The transcript is spliced from 2 exons. The record is from RefSeq and is a predicted model, not a curated record. The coding region runs from base 1 to 2631 and encodes 876 amino acids. Gene Ontology annotation, molecular function: molybdopterin cofactor binding; nitrate reductase (NADPH) activity; molybdenum ion binding.
AUGGCCAUACAACCGGUAGAGGGUGAGAAGUUGCCGGUGAAACCGGUUGGAGUGUUCCCACCUACGCCCCCCGAGACGAUCUUUGGCGAUGCUUCGACGCCAAGCCCGCCAGAAUACCCGCUGCCUCCACCAAGCAAGGCUCCCACGGAGGUGCUGGCGAUUGACGAGAAGACACCUGACGCACAUGUUCCCCGCGACCCCAGGUUAAUCCGGCUUACUGGUGCCCACCCAUUCAACGUCGAAGCCCCUCUUUCAGACCUGUACAACGAGGGUUUCUUGACCAGCCCCGAGCUGUUCUACGUCCGCAACCAUGGUGCCGUACCCGAGGUCAAGGACGAGGAAAUUCCGGAUUGGGAGUUUACCGUGGAGGGACUGGUCGAAAACCCAUUGAAGAUCACCUUCCGGGAAUUGCUCGAGGAAUAUGAGAACGUCACGUACCCCAUCACACUCGUAUGUGCGGGUAACCGACGGAAAGAACAGAACGUGGUCCGUAAAUCGAACGGUUUCUCUUGGGGUCCGGCCGGUGUCUCGAAUGCUCUGUUCACUGGCGUGGUCCUGGGAGAUGUCCUAAGGAGGGCCAAGCCUCUAAGGAAAGCCAAAUAUGUCUGCAUGGAAGGUGCAGACAAGCUCCCCAACGGCUACUACGGAACUUCGGUCAAGCUCAACUGGGCCAUGGAUCCAAACAAGGGCAUGAUGCUCGCACACAAAAUGAACGGCGAGAUGCUAACGCCGGACCACGGAAAACCCCUGCGCGUCGUCAUUCCAGGCCAGAUCGGUGGCCGCAGCGUUAAAUGGUUGAAGAAACUGAUCAUCACCGAGGCGCCGAGUGACAACUGGUACCACAUUUACGAUAACAGAGUGCUGCCGACCUCGGUGACUCCGGAAGAGGCGGCGAACGACCCAAGGUGGUGGAAGGACGAGAGAUAUGCCAUCUACGACCUAAACACCAACUCGGCGAUAGCGUACCCGGCCCAUGAGGAGCGGUUAGACCUGGCAACUGCACCCGAAACGUACAGCGUCAAAGGCUACGCGUACGGAGGCGGCGGCAGGCGAGUAACUCGAAUGGAACUUUCCCUCGACAAGGGCAAGACGUGGAGAUUGGCGAAUAUCGACUACGCCGAAGACCGCUAUCGCGAGGCCGCCGUCGACCAGAAGCUCUUUGGCGGAAGGCUGGACAUGGAUUGGCGCGAGACAUGCUUCUGCUGGUGCUUCUGGAACAUCGACAUACCGGUCAGCGAACUCAAGGAAGCCAGCGACAUUGUCGUCCGAGGUAUGGACGAGGGCUUGCAUAUCCAGCCGAGAGACAUGUAUUGGUCUGUUCUGGGUAUGAUGAACAACCCCUGGUUCCGGGUCACCAUUAGUCUGGAAAACGGUGUCCUCCGCUUCGAACACCCAACACAGCCCGCGCUCAUGCCAGGUGGUUGGAUGGAGAAGGUUAAGAAUGCGGGCGGAAACCUGACCAACGGCUUCUGGGGCGAGAAGAUUGGCACCAACGAGGAGGCGGAGGUGGUUACGGUGGAGCCGGUCAAGGAGAUUAAGAUGACCAACGAUAAAGUCAACAAAGCCAUCUCAAUGCAAGAGGUGAAGAAGCAUGACGGCGAAGAGUCUCCCUGGUUCGUGGUAAACGGCGAGGUUUAUGACGGAACGGAGUUCUUGCAGGGGCAUCCAGGCGGCGCGCAGAGUAUUAUUUCUGCUGCCGGCAUGGACAGUACCGAGGAGUUCAUGGCAAUCCACAGCGAAACGGCGAAGAAAAUGAUGCCGAAGUACCACAUAGGCACGCUGGAUGAGGCUUCGAAACGCAAGCUGAGUGAAGGUGUGGAGGAGCCAGAGGAGCCCGAGGAGCCGCGAGAAGUCUUCCUCGACGCCAAGACCUGGCGGAAGGCGCUCAUCGACACCAAGCAAACCAUCUCGGCUGACACGCGCAUCUUCACCUUUAAGCUCGACCAUGAGAACCAGACCCUCGGGUUGCCCACAGGCCAGCACUUGAUGAUGCGGCUGCGGGACCCUGUAACGCGGGAGGCCAUCAUCCGCAGCUACACGCCACUGUCAGAGUCGUCGCAGAAGGGCACCUUGGACGUGCUGGUCAAGCUUUAUCUGAAAACAGAAACGAUGCCGGGCGGUAAGAUGACGACGGCGCUAGACUCGCUGCCGCUGGGCCACCCGGUCGACCUCCGCGGACCCAUCGGCAAGUUCGAAUACCUUGGCGCGGGUGCCUGCAGCAUUAGUGGAGUGCGGCGCGACGUCAAGCACUUUGUGCUGAUCUGCGGCGGCAGCGGCAUCACGCCCAUCUUCCAGGUGCUGCGCGCGGCCAUGAAGGACGUGCCGGGGCCGGGACCGACGUGCACUCUGCUGGACGGCAACCGCACCGAGGGCGACAUCCUGUGUAGGGAACAGCUGGACGCGUUUGCGGCCAAGCACCCCGAUCGCUUCAACUUGGCCUAUGUGCUGUCGAACGCGUCUCCGGAGUGGACGGGGCUGAAGGGCUUCAUUGGGAAGGAGGUGCUUGGCAACUACGCCAAGCCGCGGGACGACGCGCUCGUGCUGCUGUGUGGACCGGAGCCGAUGGAUCGGGCAGUGCGGGCGGUGCUGGUAGAGAUGGGUUGGAAGGAGAAGGAUAUGUUGUCUUUCUAA